This is a messenger RNA of Cynocephalus volans (Philippine flying lemur), 2085 nucleotides long. It is a transcript of the gene TMUB2, whose product is annotated as transmembrane and ubiquitin like domain containing 2. Gene Ontology annotation, molecular function: protein binding. The transcript has 4 exons. NCBI's taxonomy places the organism in Eukaryota, Metazoa, Chordata, Mammalia, Dermoptera, Cynocephalidae. Bases 210 to 1175 code for a protein of 321 amino acids. The record is from RefSeq and is a predicted model, not a curated record.
AAGACGGAAGAGACCGGACCCUGGAUAGAAUCGGGGAUUGCCAGCCCCUCCCCUGUCCCCUACGGAGAGACGAGUCCGGGGGCCGUCCUGGCGAAGUCAAAACAUUUAGUCUGGAUUUUUCAGGGGUUAGUUGUGGGAGUGACAAGUAAUUGCUACAAUUUAUUGGACAGUUGCAAUGUGUCAGGCACUGUGCUAAGUAUUUUGCUUCGAUGAUUUCACGUCAUCUUCACAACAACCUUAUGAGUGUGGACCCAGUCAGCAGCCAGGCCAUGGAGCUCUCUGAUGUCACCCUUAUUGAGGGUGUGGGUAAUGAGGUGAUGGUGGUGGCAGGUGUGGUGGUGCUGAUUCUAGCCUUGGUCCUAGCUUGGCUCUCUACCUACGUAGCGGACAGCAGUAGCAACCAGCUCCUGGGCACUAUUGUGUCAGCGGGUGACACAUCUGUCCUCCACCUGGGGCAUGUGGACCACCUGGUGGCAGGCCAAGGCACACCAGAGCCAACCGAACUACACCAUCCAACAGAGGGUAAUGAUGAGAAGGCUGAAGAGGCUGGCGAAGGUGGGGGAGACUCAACAGGGGAACUUGGAGCUGGGGGUGGUGUUGAGCCCAGCCUUGAACAUCUCCUUGACAUCCAAGGCCUGCCUAAAAGACAAGCAGGCGUAGAGAGCCGCAGUCCAGAAGUCCCCCUGAGAUCGGAGGAUAGCACCUGCCUCCCUCCCAGCCCCAGCCUCAUCAAUGUGCGGCUCAAAUUUCUCAAUGACACCGAGGAGCUGGCUGUGGCCAGGCCAGAGGAUACUGUGGGUGCCCUGAAGAGCAAAUACUUCCCUGGACAAGAGAGCCAAAUGAAACUGAUCUACCAGGGCCGCCUGCUGCAGGACCCAGCUCGCACACUGCGUUCCCUGAACAUUACUGACAACUGUGUGAUUCACUGCCACCGCUCACCCCCAGGGUCAGCUGUUCCAGGCCCCUCUGCUUCCUUAGCCCCCUCAGCCACUGAGCCACCCAGUCUCGGUGUCAGUGUGGGCAGCCUCAUGGUGCCCGUGUUUGUGGUGCUGUUGGGUGUGGUCUGGUACUUCCGUAUCAAUUACCGCCAGUUCUUCACAGCACCUGCCACUGUCUCCCUGGUGGGGGUCACUGUCUUCUUCAGCUUCCUAGUAUUUGGGAUGUAUGGACGAUAAGGACGUAGGGAGAAAAUGAAAGGCAUGGUCUUCCUCCUUUAUGGCCUCCCCUCUUUCCUGGACAGAGCUGGGCCCAGUGGCCUGGGAGGGAGGGGUGGAAAAGAUGUGGUGGGUACCCCCUCCAUAGGACAGGAGGCAGUUAUGGGGCUCCCUCUUCAUGUCCAUGGCAGGUACAGACAUCCCCUCUGUGCAAGCACAACUCAGGUAGAAACGAGGAUGUCAUCUUCCUUCACUUUUAGGGUCCCAAAGGAGUUCAGAGCUGAUGGCCAAACUCAGUGGGGAGUCUGGGCUCUGAGGAUUCUCUCCCAGCUGUGACCCUAGCUGUUCCCAGUGUCCUGCAUGUCUGCCCCUAUCUCCCAUGGCUGCCUGCUAGGGCAGCUCAGCAUGGCCUCUGCAUACUAAUGUAGGGAGCCUGGAGUAUCCUUCGAUUCCUUAGUCAAGUAUCAGUCUUUUGAGGCUGAAGUCACACUGGCAAGAAUGAAGCUUGUGCCAGCCUUCCCUAUGGGCACCUAGCUGUCUCCACCGUCUCUCCCUUGUACCCAUAUAGCAGGAAUAGGGUGUGUUCCAUGUUGUAGACAGUAGAUAGUCUCCAGUGUCCUCCCUUCUUCCAAAGCACUUUGCUUGCAUUUUUUUUUUUUUUAAAUAGUCCUUUAUAGAGCUCAGUCAGGAAGGGGAUUGGGGCACAAAGCCAAGGCCCCAGCAUUGGGAGCAGCCAGGCCACAGCUGCUACUACCCUAGGCCUGAGGCUGUAAGCAAGAGACAGCACUGGCCUCCAGCCAGCGUCCUACCCUGCCCAGCUCCAAGGACAAGCUCUGGGUAUGGAUCACUGGGCCCUAGCCCUUGCCUCUGGGAUUCUUGGAUGGAGGGUCAGUGUCUGUGACUGAAUAAAGUUCCAUUUUGUGGCUACUGA